AUGAUGAUGACGACGAUGAGCCAAGCAAAGUCGAGAAUCGCAAUGCGGCGAUGAUUCUUUGAGCUGGGAGGCGAAUCAAACAAAUACACAAUCCCACAAAGAUAACAAAGUACACCUCCAGUACGUCAAAAGAGAAUCAUGAAGGUUGUUGCUUUUUCCUGGCCGAUCAAGGCGCGAAUGUUGGUGUCGGUCGCAUCAUGGUUGUUUUUAAUGUUGUCGCACGGGGCGAGUCUUGUCCGCGGCGAGGUAAUGAUUACCGAAGUGGCGGCCAAAAGCAGUCGCUCGACGUGUCUGGGCCGCGAUUGGGUCGAGAUUCACAACCCCAAUGCCACGGCCCCGGUGGAUCUGUUUACCGGUGGCUACGUGCUGCACGACGACAAGGGCGUCACGAACGAACAGGCCUUUUUCUUUCCUCCUGGAACGGUGCUGCAACCCGGCGAGUACAGGAUUUGGUGUACCAAAUCAGAACCAAGGGAAGAAUCUCCGCAAUUUGGCAUUGGGCGGCAAGAUACAGUGACGCUGGCCGCCGUGUCUUCCGCUAGCAGCAGCGUGGAGGUUGGCACGGGCCGGGCGAUGGGCUUGUACCAAGUGGUAUCUUCGACGGGACCCUUGCCGUACAUUACUGUGAUGGACGGGUUUGAUGUGAGUUACGCCUGGGACUCGACCACGGGUCGGUACGAAUACACUUCGACCCCGACACCCGGAGCGGGGAACGUCUUGACGCCGGUGGGAUCCACGGCCGAGCAAAUUGCAGCGCUCAAGACUCAACUCACCGCCCAGAACGACCUGGGUGCUGUCUUUUUCAACAUGGACGACCGUGGCCUGUCGGUACCCGACGGAAUGGACACAGUGUUGGACUUGCGCCUGGUCAUGGUCGAGGACGACUACAGCUACUUGUUACAGAAUGCGUCCUACGAAGUGUAUCGACCCUUCCAGUC
Messenger RNA from Seminavis robusta, 938 nucleotides. The record is from the annotation of a GenBank genome assembly. NCBI's taxonomy places the organism in Eukaryota, Bacillariophyta, Bacillariophyceae, Naviculales, Naviculaceae.